Molecule: messenger RNA, 1237 nt
Organism: Lecanosticta acicola
Lineage: Eukaryota; Fungi; Ascomycota; Dothideomycetes; Mycosphaerellales; Mycosphaerellaceae
Source: the annotation of a GenBank genome assembly
AUGUCGGCGAUGCGCACACUAUCCCGCGUCGGCUCUAAGCGGGUCAUCCUGUCAUGCCCUCCAGCCCGCAACUUCUCAUCAAGCAGGAGAUUGGAUGAUGCGCAGGCAGCCGUCGUCAACAAGCUGGGUGUCGUCGGCGCAGGCCAAGUAAAAUCCUCCUAGUCACUCCUUUGAUGCCACCAGACUAAUGCGUUGCAGAUGGUGAGUGCUCCUUAACACGUCCGACUGUCCAAUGGUAACUUCACCAAUGCAGAUGACCGCUGAUAGACACGAACAUCCAGGGACUGGGCAUCGCCCUGGUAGCUGCCCGUGCUGCACAGGUACCCGUUACGCUUGUCGACAGCUCCCAGGCCUCACUAGACAAGGGCCUUGCAUUCGCGGACAAGCUACUUUCCAAGGAUGUCUCCAAGCAGAAGCUCUCCCAGGCCGACGCUGACACCGUCCGUGGACGCUUAUCGGCUACGACCAAGCUGGAUGACUUGCACGAUGUGGAUAUGGUCAUCGAGGCUGUGCCGGAGAUUCUCGAUCUGAAGACUAAGAUCUUCGCCGAACUGGCCAAGACUUGUCCCUCCCACGCCAUCCUGGCCACUAACACGUCGUCUAUUUCGAUCACACGCAUUGCGGCGUCCACGACAAAGGUACGUCCUCGUCUUCGUCGUCAUGAGAGAGUGUGUCGUCUCAGACAUGCCACAUGAGGCGAUGCAAGCCACCCGCGAUUAUGCAGCCUUGUGCAGCGUCAUGCUAAUUGUAAUCACUAUGAUAGGACCCAACUGACCUCAGUGCGUCCUCUCGGGUGGUCUCCACCCACUUCAUGAAUCCUGUCCCGGUGCAGAAGGGCGUCGAGAUCAUUUCGGGCUUGCAGACAAGCCGCGCAACAUUGGCCACCGCUAUUGAAUUCUGCAAACGCAUGGGCAAAGUCACUUCGACUUCAGCGGACUCCCCAGGUUUCCUGGCCAAUCGCAUCUUGAUGCCAUAUAUUAACGAAGCCAUUAUCUGCCUAGAGACCGGUGUCGGCGACGAGAAGAGUAUUGACGACAUCAUGAAGAACGGAACUAAUGUUCCCAUGGGUCCACUGACACUUGCUGACUUCAUUGGACUGGACACCUGCUUAGCCAUUAUGGAAGUUUUGCAUGGCCAACUUGGCGAUUCGAAGUACCGACCUGCCGUGAGACUUAGGCAGAUGGUUGAUGCGGGUUGGCUUGGUAAGAAGACUGGCAAGGGCUUCUAUACGUACUAG